AUGAUCCCAGAUCUCGGGCAAAAGACAUCGGAUGAGGAGGUUGCCCUAGGCCGCAAGGUUGCAAAGUCGCUACGCGAAGCAAAGCGAAUGUCACCAUUCUUGGUUGACCCAAUCUCCUUCGUUCGAAGACCAAGCCUCCCAAAUUCUUCAGAAGCCCAGGACGAACAACCAACUAAACCCACCCACAGCCGCUCUGCACAUCAAUUCUACUCGCCUUCGCCCGCAAGCAGUAACGCAUCCAGCCCCCCGAGUAAGCAGAUCCUCCCGUGCGGCUGCUCCCGCUCACACGUCCUGAUGUCGCAGCUCGAACGUCCCGUCGAGGCGGAUCAAGAGACUUCGAAAAGCUUGAAGCGCGAGGGCGACGACUUCAAGUUCAAUUACUACCUUCCGCAUCUUAGCGACCGUAAUAUCGAUUUCUACGCGGAGCAGAUCCAGAGUCCACGGCAUAUGCUUGACGAUCGGGCCUUUGAGAUGGACUCCGCGGUCGAGUUGGGACUGCCGUAUAUUGAUGAGGGGGACUUUGAGUACUACCCGAGGAGUGACAGGAGUUCCUCGCCGAGCUCACGGGGGAGUGAAUCUGAGAGCUCCGAUGUCGAUGAUACAUAUACACAAGUUCGUAGUGGAGGUGGAUAUGCAGGAGAAAAAAAGCAGACGUGGUGCCUGAGGUUCUUGCGGAGCUUGAGGAAAGUCAUUAGAAGAUCCCCAGGCUUCUUUUGAAGCAUCGAAGAUUCCACUAGAUUUGAAGGCGGUACCCCGGAGAGCUUGGUCAAGGAUUAGC
This is a messenger RNA of Mytilinidion resinicola, 778 nucleotides long. RefSeq lists its product as uncharacterized. Lineage: Eukaryota; Fungi; Ascomycota; Dothideomycetes; Mytilinidiales; Mytilinidiaceae. Bases 1 to 717 code for a protein of 238 amino acids. The transcript has 2 exons. The record is from RefSeq and is a predicted model, not a curated record.